Cyprinodon tularosa is the source of this 2459-nucleotide messenger RNA. RefSeq names its product SURP and G patch domain containing 1 (gene sugp1). Gene Ontology annotation, cellular component: nucleoplasm. Gene Ontology annotation, molecular function: RNA binding. Gene Ontology annotation, biological process: RNA processing. The transcript has 14 exons. The record is from RefSeq and is a predicted model, not a curated record. NCBI's taxonomy places the organism in Eukaryota, Metazoa, Chordata, Actinopteri, Cyprinodontiformes, Cyprinodontidae. Bases 120 to 2012 code for a protein of 630 amino acids.
CCGGAAGUUUGGUUGUUAUUGACGUUGCGUUACUCACCGAGCUACUGCAGCUCUAGCUGGAGGCCUCCUUUUCUGUGUGUCGCUUAUUUUCUUUGUAUAUUUAUCUUCUUGACUGGACCAUGGAGUCUGGCGAUGGAGGACGAGGAGGCUGGAAUUCAAGACCAGCUCAGCAGCAAAAGAACAAGAUGAACCUUAAUAUUCUUCGCCAAGAGAAACUCAUAGCUCAGAAGAAAAAGGAGAUUGAAGAAAGAAUGGCAGAGCAAGCAAAGCUGAAUGCUCAGAUAGCAAGCAAGUCCCUUCCUCCAAGUUUGCCCAUUCCACAGGGACCUUCCUCAAAUAAAUUUGCAAAUGAUGGAAGCUUUUUACAGCAGUUCAUGAAGAUGCAGAAGGAGAAAGCUAAUAAUGUGUCAGAUUCCACCAGUGAUGCUAAACCUUCUUUAAGUUCAACUUCAUCUGCAUCAGGAAACAGUUUGCAGAAAAAGAGUGUUUUGGUUGGUCAGCGGCCUGGGAUUAAAGUUAGCAAAAUGCUUAGUCAGUUCAAGAGCUACUCCCAGCCCAAGAAGAACCCUGUUCUCAGCCAAAGGCCCAGUGUGUUUUCCUCACCUGAUGAUGAAGAGGAGGAAGAGGAGACUGAUUACUCCAAGUUCUUAGAGAUGAAAGUCUCACCCCCAGAGGAUUCAGAUACCAGACUCAUUGUCGACAAGAUGGCCUCUUUCGUGGCAGAAGGAGGACCUGAUCUGGAGAAGAGGGCAAUGGAGGACUAUAAAGAUAACCCUAUGUUCACAUUCUUAUUUAAUAAAAGCAGCUUGGAGUAUCUGUACUUCAAACACCGAGUUGCAGUGUUGAAGAAGGAUUUGCAGAAACCUGAGAUAAAAUCAGAAAAUGUCUCCCCCCCAGUGGACGUGGAAACCCAGCAAAUCGUUGAAAAUCUGGCCCAGUUUGUGGCGGAAGGUGGCCCAGAGGUUGAAGCCAUCGCUAUUGAACGCAACAGAGACAAUCCUGCAUUCAGCUUUUUAUUCGACCAGCAAAGUCCGGCCUACCUUCUCUACAGGAAGAAACUACAGGAGUACCGUUCUACGUCUGAGAGCUCCUCACCGCCACCUGCGGAUUCCAAGACAGACGUUCGACGUCCAUCUGGGUCUUCUCUAUCUGGAUCCUCUCCACAGCCUCGGAAUCAAGAAUCAGAAGCGCCUUCUCUUAAACGAAAGAGGAAGAGCAGAUGGGGAUCUGAAGAUGACAAAGUGCAGUUGCCAAUUCCUCCGAUUGUUGUUCCCCAAGAUAUCAGUGUUCCAGAUCCAAAUACACCCUCUUUAACUGCUCAGGAGUUGAGUGGUCUUGGUUAUAAGAAGGGAAAGCCUCUCGGUUUGGUUGGAGUGACGGAACUGUCCGAGGACCAGAAGAGGCAAAUCAAGGAACAGCAGGAGAUGCAAGAGAUGUAUGAAAUGAUCAUGAAGCACAAACGUGCGAUGGCAGACAUGCAGAAGUUGUGGGAGAAAGCCAUUCGAGACCACCAGCAUGAAUAUGACAGUGACGAAGAGGUGGACCAGGAGGCCGGUACAUGGGAGCAUCAGCUGAGACAGAUGGAAAUGGAGAAGACUCGCGAGUGGGCGGAGUCUCUGACAGAAAUGGGGAAAGGGAAACAUUUUAUUGGAGACUUCCUUCCCCCUGAAGAGCUGGAGAAAUUCAUGGAGACCUUCAAAGCACUCAAGGAAGGCCGCGACCCAGACUAUUCGGAGUAUAAAGAGUUUAAGUUGACGGUGGAGAAUCUUGGUUUCCAAAUGCUCAUGAAAAUGGGAUGGAAGGAAGGAGAAGGCCUGGGCAGUGAAGGACAGGGAAUCAAAGCUCCUGUUAACAAGGGAACCACCGCCCUGAACGGGGCAGGGUUUGGAAUUGAACGCCCAGCUGAGCUGUCAAAAGGGGAUGAUGAGUAUGAUGCUUUCAGAAAGAGGAUGAUGCUUGCCUACCGCUUCAGGCCAAAUCCCCUGAAUAAUCCACGGAGGCCGUAUUACUGAUACCGAGGACUAUUACCAUUGUUGCUUGAUGUUAAUUCUAACAAAAAGGGUAGUUUAUGCAUCUGCUGCUCUUUUUCUUUUGUUUGUUUUAAAGUGAAAAUGUUUGAUAUUAUACAUUUUUUGAGUUUUUGUCUGUUAAAGAAAGAAUGAAAACAUUUCAAAAUUGAAAAAAAGAAAAGCUGGUUUGGACAAGUUGGUGUAUCACGUUAAAAUAUCUGCUUUCGAUAAACAUUUGCUAAUCUGUCCAUUACAUUGUGAUGAAUCUAUGUAACAUGGUGAAAUAUAUAGAUUGAAAUCAUUGUGUUUUCACCAUUAUUUCUCACCAGUUUUGUUUGGCUUUUAGAGCUACGCCCCUCAGCUAAAUGACGGUUUUGUAUAAGAGGACCCUGUGUAAUUAUUACAAUACAUAAUCUCCAUUGUUUACAAUAAAACAAACUUUCCCUGAAA